This is a messenger RNA of Prorocentrum cordatum, 1421 nucleotides long. The record is from the annotation of a GenBank genome assembly. Lineage: Eukaryota; Dinophyceae; Prorocentrales; Prorocentraceae.
AUGUCUUGGGACCUCUGGGGUUGGGUCCAGGUCGUGAACACAUCACAGCGCUGGGGGUCUGAGGUGCUGGCCCCGGGCCUCGCGAGCGCGCUGGGCAGCCUGCCCGGCGCGGGCAGGGACGGUGCUGGCCACAUCGCGGUGCCGGUCCCAGAUGCGAGGCUGGAGGCGCUGGCGCGGCUGGAGCGCACGAGGCCGGUGCAGGCCACGGUGGAGGUGGCCGAGGCGGAGGGCGGCGUCGAGGACGAGCUGGCGCACGCGGUGGGCGGGGCCCUGGGCGCCGGGGGCCCGCCGGAGCUCUCGGGCCGGCUGCUGGCGUUCCUGCGCGGGUCCGCCGCCGUGGUGCUGGCGGUGCCGUGCCCCGGGGGCGGCGGCGCCAGCCCGGUCGCGUGGCUGGAGGCCGCAGAGGGGGCGCUGGUGGCUUCGGACCUGGAGGCCCUGGAGCAGCAGACGUGCAAGGCGGGCGCCACGGGCGCGGCGGCGGAGCUGGACCUGGCGAAGCUGGGGAAGGCGCUGAAGGGCUCGAAGGACCCCGCGGUCAAGAGGGACGCGGAGAGCCUCGCCAGGGACGUGGUCGCGCCAGGCCUCGAGUCCCUGCGCGCACGGCUGCGGGCUGGCCUGCCGGCCCGCGGGGCGCGCCCCGGGCUGGAGGGCGGCGCCGAGGCGGGCGGGGCGCCCUUCCCCGCGCUGGACGCGCGCUUCGAGGAGCUCGCCAAGGGCUGGCUGAACGUGGUCGUCACCUGGAGGCCCCUCCUCCUGGUCGCGGACGUGCCGGAGGCGGAGGCCGCGGGCGGCAGCGGCGCCGCCGCGGAGCUCGCCGCGCACGCGGGGCGGCGGGGGCUCCCCUGCGUGGCCGCGUGCCUGGCGCUGGAGCGCGAGCGCGUGGCGCUGCUGGAGGAGCCAGACUUCUUCCGGGAGUACCUGGCGAGCCUCGGCCUCGCGGGCGAGGGCGCGGACGGCGCGGGGGGGUGGCGCUCGCAGGCCAGCGAGGUGGUGCACAGGCUGCCGCCGCUGUUGAACCUGCUGACGUACUAUACCGCGGGGGAGAAGGAGGCCAAGGCCUGGAUGUGCCCCAGGGUCCGCAGGGACGGCUCCUCGCUGCCGUUCCGCCUCGCCGGGGGGCCGGCGGCCCCCGGGGCGGCGGAGGGCGACGGCGUGCCAGCCGCCCUGGCCGCCCGCGCGAUCCACACCAGCUUCGAGAGCCGCGCCAAGGGCGUGCUGGUCUGGAAGUUCGAGGACCUGGAGGCCCUGGGGCCCGCCGAGGCCGGGCCGGGCGCCAAGGAGCGCGCGAGGGCCGCGGGCAAGAUGCAGAAGCGGGCGGCGCACGCCCUGCUGCAGGAGGGCGAGGUGGUGGAGUUCACGCUGGGCUGACGCCCGAGAUCCGGGGGGGGCGUCGGCCGCCAGGCCUGACCCCUUCGAGUCAU